CCAGCUGGUGGACGAGAAGGAAAGGAAGAUCUGCCAGUGCUCCUCCGUCUUGCUCCAUCCAACAACUCGAGUAUGCUCCCCUGCAUUCUGUCACUUGGAUGCCUUCUCUGGCACGGGCGCGCGGCAGAUUAAUGCUCAGACCCUGUGGCUUUGUGCGAUUCCGCGCGAGGCGGACUCAUGAAGAUGAACUACUGGGACGUGGUCAUCGCCGACCCUGCCACACCUCCUCUGCGGCCAAGGACCGUCGAUGAACCCUCGUAUCAUGCCUCCGCUACCUCCGUCUCACGGCAUACUCUGCCUCCACGAGAAUUAUCAAACACAACUUACUCCCCCGUCACCACUUCUUACUCCCCUGCUAUACCGCCCACAUCUGCCACCACAUCUCCAACACCAGUCUACGCACCACGCCCUCACGAUUCAUACAACAACCGACAGCAACGUCAACACAUACCACAACCGUUGAUAUCGCCUCUCCCGUCCAUAAUCGAGCCAGCAAGCCCGAACACCGCCGCACUUGUGUACAAGAGAAUUACACCGUAUCCCAACCUGAGCAACCUCCCAAACUCAUAUACCGGCUUCCACCCAGCCCUGUACCCUGACGCGCCCGAGACACCUCUCAACUACAACGAAUAUGUUCACCCCAUACACCCCCACCGUUUCCACGUCGACCAGCAGUACCCCAAUAUUAAUGAGGCAUCUCCAGCAAGACGUGGACGUGCACCCAGCCCAGAAGAACCGGGAUACCCAUCCAGGCACGCGGGUGCGACCGAGAACCGCCCGAUGAAGACGCCCCCUACCGAAGCCCCACCCGCCGCUCUGGAUCCGUACGAUGAUUUCUUCGAGUUUGUUGCGGGAAGACAGGUGCCGCGUAGGCCCUGCGUGUAUGGACUGCCGAUUGAUGAAGAGGAACGAACGAGGCUCGAUAUAGGUCAUCAAAUGAUCCUCAGGGCACAGCCUGGCUUGUUCCUCGGUCCCGUGAAAGACGUACUGGAGUGUUCAUCGGGCGAUGACCGCAAACAUAUCCUCGAUGUCGGAACAGGAAAUGGUUCCUGGGCCGCGGAGGUAGCCAACCUUCACAAAAAUGCGAUCGUCCAUGCGAUCGAUCUAAUUCCACUCUCGCGGCAACUUCCAAAUAACGCCCACUUCUUUAGGCAAGAUGUAAAUCGGGGUAUUUCCAUGAAAAGCGAAAUGUACGAUCUUGUCCACGCGCGGAAUUUACAAUUGGGCAUACCUGAUUAUCCCAAGUUUAUCGAUGAGUGCGCUAGGGUACUCAAGCCCCGCGGGCUAGUGAAUCUGAUCGAGGGCGAUUGGGAUAUCUUCGACUCGGAUGGUAAUCCGGUUACGUUGUACAAGAACCCGGGGUGGUUCCACUGGAUACAGGCAUGGAGAGGCGCAGUCAUGCAAAAGAACAUCGACCUACAGGCGCCGCAGAAGACAGACCAGUGGCUCAAGGACUCGCCGUAUUUCACCGAUGUGAAGGCAACUGCGCACUGGAUGCCGGUGGGACCAUGGACAAAUGACGCGGACAUGAAUCAACUCGGCGAGGUGGUGUGGGAGAACCUCAAGUACCUCAUUCCUUCCAUUCGGCCAUUACUCACAGAGUACUAUCGCGGUGACCAAGUCACGGCCGAUAUCAUCGUGCAGCAUGCCUGGGCGGAGCUCGCAAGCCCUCAUUCCCAUGUUUUCAUGCGCUGGCGGUUCUUCUGGGGCCGAAGGAAUAACCGUCCCUAUCAUCCCGGCGGUCCUCUGCCGCGUAGACUGCGGAAGGGCAAGGAUAAGGCCACAGCUCCUGCUAAGAGUGAGCCGAGCAGCGCUCGAGCCUAGAUCAUCCCCCUAGCAUGUCCAGAUCAUACGCGAUAUACCCCGAGGAAUGAAUGUAUACAAAUCUAGAAACGGAUGGCGGCGGUAUCUCAUGUACAGCGUAACAAAUUCCCGCUCUUGU
Dacryopinax primogenitus is the source of this 1942-nucleotide messenger RNA. RefSeq names its product S-adenosyl-L-methionine-dependent methyltransferase. Gene Ontology annotation, molecular function: methyltransferase activity. The record is from RefSeq and is a predicted model, not a curated record. Bases 184 to 1824 code for a protein of 546 amino acids. NCBI's taxonomy places the organism in Eukaryota, Fungi, Basidiomycota, Dacrymycetes, Dacrymycetales, Dacrymycetaceae. The transcript has 10 exons.